This is a messenger RNA of Rhagoletis pomonella (apple maggot), 1239 nucleotides long. RefSeq names its product tyrosine-protein kinase Fer-like. Bases 100 to 1239 code for a protein of 379 amino acids. Lineage: Eukaryota; Metazoa; Arthropoda; Insecta; Diptera; Tephritidae. The transcript has 6 exons. The record is from RefSeq and is a predicted model, not a curated record. Gene Ontology annotation, biological process: protein phosphorylation. Gene Ontology annotation, molecular function: ATP binding; protein tyrosine kinase activity.
UACCAUUUUAUUUAUAUGCUUUAGUAACGCUACAUCGCUAAACUCUCCCUAACUUCAUUGCUAACUGCCUCUCUUAAACCCUUCAUUUUCAUUCCAUAGAUGUCGCUCUCUACCAACCGUCCACUCUAUGAAGAAGAAUGGUUUCAUGGCGUAUUGCCACGCGAAGAAGUCGUACGUCUGCUCAAUAACGAUGGUGAUUUUUUGGUGCGUGAAACCAUACGCAACGAAGAGAGUCAAAUUGUGCUGAGCGUUUGCUGGAAUGGUCAUAAACAUUUCAUUGUGCAAACCUCCACAGAUGGUCACUUCCGCUUUGAAGGUCCGCCAUUCCCCAGCAUUCAAGAGCUCAUCAUGCAUCAGUAUCAAUCCGAAUUGCCGGUGACGGUAAAAUCGGGUGCCAUUUUAAAACGUGCCAUCUGCCGCGAACGUUGGGAGUUGAGCAACGAUGAUGUUGUGCUACUAGAGAAAAUUGGCAGAGGCAAUUUUGGAGAUGUUUAUAAGGCAAAGUUGAAGUCAACCAAACAGGAUGUGGCCGUAAAAACCUGCCGCAUGACAUUACCCGACGAGCAGAAACGCAAAUUCCUGCAGGAGGGACGAAUUCUAAAGCAAUAUGAUCAUCCAAACAUUGUUAAAUUGAUUGGAAUUUGUGUGCAAAAGCAGCCGAUUAUGAUCGUUAUGGAACUCGUGCCGGGCGGUUCAUUGCUGAAUUAUUUGCGUAAGAAUUCAAACGCUUUGACGGCACGUCAACAAAUGGGAAUGUGCCGCGAUGCUGCGGCGGGCAUGCGUUACCUGGAAUCCAAAAACUGCAUACAUCGAGAUCUUGCUGCGCGCAAUUGUCUGGUCGAUUUUGAAAAUCAAGUAAAGAUUUCCGAUUUUGGAAUGUCGCGUGAAGAGGAAGAGUAUAUAGUUUCCGAUGGCAUGAAACAGAUACCGGUUAAAUGGACUGCGCCGGAGGCCUUGAACUUUGGCAAAUAUACUUCAUUGUGUGAUGUUUGGUCUUAUGGUAUUUUAAUGUGGGAAAUUUUCUCUAAAGGCGAUACACCCUACUCAGGCAUGAGUAAUUCGCGAGCACGGGAACGAAUCGAUGCUGGUUAUCGCAUGCCAGCGCCUGAAAACACACCGCCCGAAAUGUAUCGCCUCAUGUUGAAGUGCUGGUCCGCCGAAGCAGAUGCACGGCCACAUUUCGAUGAGAUCUAUAAUGUCGUUGAUGCACUGAUAAUACGUUUAGAUAAUAGUCAUUAG